Messenger RNA from Penicillium canariense, 2286 nucleotides. RefSeq names its product alpha-1,2-mannosidase family protein. Gene Ontology annotation, molecular function: carbohydrate binding; peptide-N4-(N-acetyl-beta-glucosaminyl)asparagine amidase activity. Gene Ontology annotation, biological process: protein quality control for misfolded or incompletely synthesized proteins; glycoprotein catabolic process; carbohydrate metabolic process. The record is from RefSeq and is a predicted model, not a curated record. The transcript has 5 exons. Gene Ontology annotation, cellular component: nucleus; cytosol. The coding region runs from base 1 to 2286 and encodes 761 amino acids. Lineage: Eukaryota; Fungi; Ascomycota; Eurotiomycetes; Eurotiales; Aspergillaceae.
AUGAAGUCCUUCAAGAUGCUGACCGGCCUGACUUUGCUGGCAUUGUCUGCGGCAGAGGACUUGACCAAGCAUGUCGAUGUCUUCAUGGGGACGCAAAGCGGGGGCAAUGACUUUCCCGGUGCAGCAAGACCCUUCGGCAUGGUCAAGCUGGGACCUGACCUUCUCCAUUCCGGCACAGACUCUUACUCCGGGUACCUGCCGAAUGGCAAAUUCUCUGGCUUUAGUUUGAUGCACGAGCAGGGUACUGGCGGCGCCCCAAAGUACGGGACUGUCUCGCAACUGCCACUCGUGGGCGAUAUUACUGAUCCACUGUCCAACAUUACCGUUUCUCGGUCUGGGACCGACGCAGGCUCCGUCGGGUACUACAAGGCUCAGACCGAGGACGGUGUUGAGGUUGAGUUGAGUGCUUCCGCGCGGGCAGGAAUCUACCGCUAUACCUUCCCGAGUGACGUGGAGAAAAACAUCCUGGUAGACGUCUCGCAUGUGUUGCCGUCUUUCCGGGGCCAGGGACUUGGGCAGAACUAUGAAGGUGGAAACUUGACCAUCUUUGCAGAUGGCCAUUACGAGGGUCUUGGGACUUACAAUAAUGGGUGGAACGAGGCCCCCGACUGGACGAUAUAUUUCUGUGGCUAUUUUGACUCUGAUGCAACGAGCAAUAAGACAUACACUGCAACAGGUGCAGCUAGUAGCGUCGAGCAGUCGGGUGGCUCCGUCUCGUCCACUUCGAGCUCCAUUCGAGUCGGUGCAUUAUUCACGUUCAGUGACGAGGAGGUCAUCUCCCGCGUUGGAAUCUCUUGGAUCUCCUCGACACAAGCCUGCAGCAAUGUCAACCGGGAAAUUCCGGAAGGCAUGAGCUUCGCCUCGGUCGUCAACGACGCUGUUUCUGAAUGGAACGAGGAAGUGCUGUCCAAAGUCACUACAACCAACACGAACGAUACCAGCCUUAGUCUGUUAUACACCUCUCUCUACUUCAUGCAUCUGAUCCCCACAAACCAGACGGGCGAAAACCCCGGCUGGGAGUCAGACGAGCCCUAUUAUCAGGAUAUCUUCACAUUCUGGGAUCUAUUCCGCUGCUCUACCGCGUUAAUGCAAGUCCUCCAGCCAACCACUUAUGAGGAGCAAAUCCGGUCUCUGAUUGACAUUUGGCGACACGAUGGCUAUCUUCCCGACGCACGGUCAUCCAAUUACAACGGCCGCACCCAGGGCGGCUCGAACGCGGACAAUGUCCUCGCCGAUGCCUACGUCAAAGGCGUUCGCGGAUCCGUCAAUUGGGAAGACGGCUACAAAGCCAUGGUAAAAGAUGCUGAAGUCACACCGGCGAACUCUCCAGUCGAUCCCAUGGCACCAGACUCGUCAACUCAUGAGGGUCGCGGUGCAUUGCCCGACUGGCUCAAUCUCGGAUAUAUUACGCCAACGUACAGCCGCGCUGUGAGCCGAGCUGUCGAGUAUGCGGCCAACGACUUUGGUCUGUACCAGGUUGCGUCUGGACUGGGGAAGCACGAGGAUGCGGCCAAGUACCUCAACCGCUCGCGCAACUGGCGCAAUCAUUGGAACCCGGAGCAGACGUCGCUUGGUUUCUCGGGUUUCGUUGUCCCGCGGAAUACCACUGGGUUCAUUGAGACUGAUCCAUUGAACGAUAGUGGGUACUGGGGAGAUCCAUACUAUGAGGCCAGCUCGUGGGCGUAUUCGUGGGCGGAUGUGCAUGAUAUGCGACACCUGGUUGACUUGAUGGGAGGUGCUGAGACAGUGGUGAACCGGCUGGAUACUAUGUUCACCGAGGGCGCCAGAGGGUCGAGCGGAAUUAUUUUUGAUUCUACGAAUGAGCCAAUGUUCAACAUUCCCUACCUGUACCACUACGUUGGCCGCCAGGACCUCUCUGUCUCCCAAUCCCGGAAAGUCGCCAAGAGCGACUAUUCCACCGGGGUGUCGGGCCUCCCGGGCAACAGCGAUGCUGGCGCCAUGCAGACAUGGCUGCUAUGGAACAUGAUUGGUCUGUACCCAAUCACCGGGCAGUCUACAUUCCUGAUCCAUUCGCCGUGGUUCGAGUCGAUGACCAUUGAUCUUGGAGGCAACAAGAAGCUGGAGAUUACCUCGACGGGUGGAGAUGACAAUGGUGACCGCGAUUUCUACGUGCAGAGCUUGAAAGUCAAUGGCAAGGCGUGGGAAAAGAACUGGCUGACUUGGGAUGAUGUCUUCGCUAACGGAGGCACCCUUGAGUUUGAGCUGGGGUCGACCGCGUUGAACUGGUCGACGGGCGAGUUGCCACCGAGUCCAGCUUCCGAGUGA